Molecule: messenger RNA, 405 nt
Organism: Colletotrichum costaricense
Lineage: Eukaryota; Fungi; Ascomycota; Sordariomycetes; Glomerellales; Glomerellaceae
Exons: 1
Coding region: 1-405 (134 amino acids)
Source: RefSeq, a predicted model, not a curated record
AUGCACACGCAUGGCAUGGCAGGUACGGUGUACGGAGUACUUCGUACCUAUCCGAGCAAGCGCCUCCUGAAGUGCUCAUCCCAUGUGCCCCCGAACCCGCCAACACCAAGAUCUGAUUCAGUAACCGCCUUAUCCCAACAACAUCUCGUCAUUAAUUGGGAAUCACAAUUCUACCAAGCAAAUCAACAACUGCACGUAAUGUGUACUAAUGGUCAGGUACACAAGAGAUCAAACAUGACAACUCGCUACCUUAGUUGUCUAACCUCUGCGAUACGCUCCGUCCACCCGAUUUGUCGGUUUGAUUAUUUCUUGGUGUUGCGUCAAAGACGUCCCCUAUUCUCGGGCAUCGGUGCGACGGCUACCUACGUUCGUCAUGCCCUGUCCCACCCUCCAACGUUUUUUUGA